GUUUGGCUUUUGUGCGGUUUGAAAGUACAGUCAGUAAGUUUUCAGGUGAUCGAUAAGUCCCCGUCUUGGGGGAGUGAGCCGCGUCUGAAAUACGUGAGUGAAGGUGCUGACGACCUACCCAGGAGUAAGACUCAUUGGGAAGAGUCGGCGGCUUAUGAAGCGCACCGACGAUGUAGUUACCUGGAAGUUCUGAAGCCGAGUCAAAGUGCUAUUCGAUUGCUAUAAUACGCAUAUGACCAAUCAGGACGGCCGGGGAAUAGUCUCACUAAAAUCUAGAAAACGGAGUAUGUCUUGCAUGGAUCGUACUCCGGAACUUCCGAAGGCUCGUCGGACGACAGCAUCUCUCUCAUGGGAUCGAAAGCGACCAGCUCUCUUCCCCGCGGUCCGACCCACCGACUCGACAGAGAAUGCCACUCCGGGAUCCGCGACAAUCCAGAGUGGUCAUUCGAAACCCCUACAGCCACACCGCUUCAGAAAGAGACUUCCUCCAGAACAGCUCUCGGAAAUCGGAGAGCUUCUUAAAACGAUCGAGUUGGACGAAACUCAAAAAGAAAAUGAACCCGAAUCGGUCGAAGCCAUUUCUCGCAAACAGAUGCCCCCGCCACUCCUCACCUCGGUCUCAACGAAAGCGACUCGAGUCCCCCAAGUCGAGGUCACCAAACCCCUCAAAUUGUUCCUCCCUAUGUCAAAGGUCAUGCAAGUAAACGGGAAGGAUUACAUGAUAAUCGGAGAUCUGGGGACAGGCGGCUCGUGCAAGGUAUUUUCGGCUCUAUUCGAUGGUCAAAUAGUAGCCAUCAAAGACGUCACCCUCCCUGAAGAGGCCGUCGUGAAAGAGAACUAUCUUCGCGAGAUACAAGUCUUGAAAAAAUUAGAGGACUGCAGUCAAGUUGUUCAUCUGAUGGACUUUGAAGUGCGCGACGCCGAGAAUAAGCUCUACAUGGUGAUGGAGAAAGGCGACUCAGAUCUCGAGACUGUUCUGCAGCAGGCUGUGAAGGAUUGGAUUACGGUUCGCUUCUUCUUCCGAGACAUGCUGAUUGCGGUCGCUCGCAUCCACAGGCUAGGGAUCAUCCACCAAGAUCUUAAGCCCUCCAACUUUAUUGUGGUCCGUGGCCGUCUGAAGCUCAUCGACUUCGGAAUUUCGGACGAUAUCGGUGACGCAACAUCGGUUUUCCGCGAAUCUGCGAUCGGAACGAUGAACUACAUGUCCCCGGAGAUUAUCCAGCAAUCGAGAGAGACGUCGAUCAAGACGAGUAGAGCGUCCGACAUAUGGAGCCUCGGCUGCAUCCUAUAUUCGAUGGCCUUCGGGCGUCCACCGUUCGCUCAUAUAAAACAUCCCGCGAGCAAAGCACUGGCGAUCGUGGAUCCCAAACAUGAGAUCUUCUAUCCUCCGGACGCCGACCCGGACUUGAUAGAUGUUCUUAGAAAAUGUUUAAUAAGAUUCCCACGCCAGCGCGCCUCCGCCGAGGACCUGCUGCAGCAUGACUUUCUGCUCGGACCACCGUGCGUGCGGAAUUUCAGCGGUCAGUGAUUGUAUAGCAUUUGUAGAAGUGACCUUUUCCUCAUGUACAUAAUAGUUUAAGCUGUGACGAGGUACCCGAUGUUGACGCUUUUAUUCUCGAGCCGCGAAUAGAAUGUUCCGAAGACUCUAAGCACUGCGGGAGGUGUACUGGUGAAAGCUAAAUCGCGAUUAUCGUGUCACACCUCAGCCUGGCAAUAAAUCUCGGUCUGGAAGA
Messenger RNA from Galendromus occidentalis (western predatory mite), 1733 nucleotides. It is a transcript of the gene Mps1, whose product is annotated as dual specificity protein kinase monopolar spindle 1. Gene Ontology annotation, biological process: chromosome segregation; protein localization to kinetochore; peptidyl-serine phosphorylation. NCBI's taxonomy places the organism in Eukaryota, Metazoa, Arthropoda, Arachnida, Mesostigmata, Phytoseiidae. The transcript has 4 exons. The record is from RefSeq and is a predicted model, not a curated record. Gene Ontology annotation, cellular component: kinetochore; nucleus. Gene Ontology annotation, molecular function: protein serine/threonine/tyrosine kinase activity; ATP binding; protein serine/threonine kinase activity. Bases 233 to 1528 code for a protein of 431 amino acids.